Acanthopagrus latus (yellowfin seabream) is the source of this 9161-nucleotide messenger RNA. RefSeq names its product kinesin family member 1Aa (gene kif1aa). NCBI's taxonomy places the organism in Eukaryota, Metazoa, Chordata, Actinopteri, Spariformes, Sparidae. Gene Ontology annotation, biological process: microtubule-based movement. The transcript has 51 exons. Gene Ontology annotation, molecular function: microtubule binding; ATP binding; microtubule motor activity. Bases 426 to 5996 code for a protein of 1856 amino acids. The record is from RefSeq and is a predicted model, not a curated record.
GCAUCCUUACCAGAGACAGUGAGACGAGAGAGAGAGAGUGAGAGAGCCAUUUUGACCGCUUCUAGGGUGUGAAGAAGCGGCCGGCCAUCCAAAAAGAUUUUAAAAAAAAUAACACACAACCGAGGUCAUAUUUCUGCCGAGGCGAGGCGAGGCGAGGGCAGGCCAGGAGGGGGGUGGGCUUGUCGGGUGCGAGACGCGGUCGGCGCUCGGUGAGUUGAGCCUGGAGCCGUUUUCAUGGAGAGGAGAGGCUGGUAGCUGGUGUCUGUCAGACCUGGAGGAGGAUAAUAAAGCGGUCGAGCACGACAAAACACCGUCUGCACACAGUGGGGGGGAGAGAGUGAGACGUGACCAGCGCUGCGGAGACCUGCAGGGCCCUACACCUGGGCACUAACGAAGGCACCCCGAGGUGCUAGGAAGACAGCACCAUGGCAGGGGCCUCUGUGAAGGUGGCGGUGCGAGUCCGCCCCUUCAAUUCAAGGGAGAUCGGAAAAGAAAGCAAAUGCAUCAUUCAGAUGACCGGAAACACCACCACCAUCAUCAACCCCAAGCAGGCCAAAGACAACAAGAGCUUCAACUUUGAUUACUCCUACUGGUCCCACACCUCGCCCGAGGACGUCAAUUAUGCCUCUCAGAUGCGAGUGUACAAAGACAUCGGAGAGGAAAUGUUGCUGCACGCUUUCGAGGGAUACAAUGUCUGCAUCUUUGCUUAUGGCCAGACAGGCGCUGGCAAGUCCUACACCAUGAUGGGGAAACAGGAUGUCAAGGAUCAACAAGGAAUCAUUCCCCUGCUGUGUGAAGAUCUUUUCACAAAGAUCAAUGACAAUAUAGACAACAGCAACUCUUAUUCUGUGGAGGUGAGCUACAUGGAAAUCUACUGUGAGCGUGUGCGGGACUUGUUGAACCCUAAAAACAAAGGGAACCUGCGUGUUCGAGAACAUCCUCUGAUGGGACCUUACGUGGAGGAUCUGUCAAAGCUCGCUGUCACCUCCUACAACGACAUCCAGGACCUGAUGGACUCUGGCAACAAGGCCAGGACUGUGGCCGCCACCAACAUGAAUGAGACAAGCAGUCGCUCACACGCCGUCUUUAACAUCAUCUUCACUCAGAAACGCCUCGAUGCCGACACUGAUAACACCUCUGAGAAGGUCAGCAAAAUCAGUUUGGUGGAUCUUGCUGGCAGUGAGAGGGCAGAUUCUACUGGAGCCAAAGGGACGAGGCUGAAGGAAGGAGCCAAUAUCAACAAAUCUCUGACUACGCUGGGGAAAGUCAUCUCCGCCCUCGCAGAAGUGGAUUCUGGAUCAAACAAGAAUAAAAAGAAGAAGAAGGUUGAAAGCUUCAUCCCCUACAGAGAUUCAGUUUUGACCUGGCUGCUGAGAGAAAAUUUGGGGGGGAAUUCUCGCACUGCAAUGGUUGCCGCCCUGAGUCCAGCUGACAUCAACUACGAUGAGACCCUCAGCACACUCAGGUACGCCGAUCGCGCCAAACAGAUUCGCUGUAACGCUGUGAUCAAUGAGGAUCCCAACAACCGAUUGGUGCGUGAGCUGAAGGAGGAGGUGUCGCGCCUGAAAGAUCUCCUCUGUGCUCAGGGCCUGGGUGACAUCAUUGAGAGUAAGGGAGCAUUACUUGGGCCAUAUCGAGCAACCGGUGCUGACAUAGAGGGUUUGAAAUUGCCGUGCCCCCGCCCCUCCCCGACAGACCUUUCCGAUUACAAGAACAAUAACAAUAAAGGCCAAGCUGUGAAUCAAAGGGAUGAUCUCUCCACAGUGACUAAUGCCAUGACGGGGAUGAGUCCCUCUCCGUCUCUCUCAGCCUUGUCCAGCCGUGCCGGGUCCAUCGCCAGUUUGCACGACCGCAUCAUGUUCAGCCCGGGCAGCGAGGAGGCCAUCGAGAGGCUGAAGGAAACAGAGAAAAUCAUUGCUGAACUCAAUGAGACUUGGGAGGAGAAACUUCGCAGAACAGAAGCCAUUAGAAUGGAAAGAGAGGCCUUGCUGGCAGAAAUGGGUGUAGCGAUGCGAGAAGACGGCGGGACGGUUGGUGUGUUCUCUCCUAAGAAGACACCUCAUCUGGUGAACCUGAACGAGGAUCCUCUGAUGUCUGAGUGCCUGUUGUACUACAUUAAAGACGGGAUCACCAGGGUAGGUCGAGUAGACGCCAGCAGUCGUCAGGACAUCGUCCUCAGCGGCCACUUCAUCAAAGAUGAGCACUGCACCUUUACCAGCGCUACCGGUCCAACGGGAGAAACAGUUGUCCUGGAGCCCUGUGAAGGAGCUGAGACUUAUGUCAACGGAAAGAGAGUGACAGAGCCCACUGUCCUCAAAUCAGGAAAUCGCAUCAUCCUGGGGAAGAGCCACGUGUUCCGGUUCAACCACCCUGUUCAAGCCAGGGCUGAGAGGGAGAGGACGCCGUGUGCUGAGACCCCGGCCGAGCCGGUGGACUGGGCCUUCGCCCAGAGGGAGCUGCUGGAGAAGCAGGGCAUUGACAUGAAACAGGAAAUGGAACAGAGGCUGCAGGAGUUGGAGGAUCAGUAUCGUAAAGAGAGAGAGGAGGCCAACAACCUACUGGAGCAGCAACGACUGGACUAUGAGAGCAAGCUGGAGGCUCUUCAGAAACAAGUGGACCGCUACUACCCAGAAGCCACUGAAGAAGAGGAAGAGCCAGAAGAGGAAGUGCAAUGGACGGAAAGGGAAAGAGAGCUGGCUGUGUGGAGCUUUCGUAAGUGGAAGUGUUACCAGUUCACGUCUCUCCGGGACCUGUUAUGGGGGAAUGCCAUCUUCCUUAAAGAGGCCAAUGCCAUCAGUGUGGAGCUCAAGAAGAAGGUCCAGUUCCAGUUUGUGCUGCUCACAGACACACUGUAUUCGCCGCUGCCUCCAGACCUGCUGCCCCCAGAGGCGAGCAAAGACAGGGAGAUACGACACUUCCCACGCACUAUUGUGGCCGUGGAGGUGCAGGAUCAGAAAAAUGGAGCCACCCACUACUGGACAUUAGAAAAACUAAGGCAGAGGCUCGAUCUCAUGAGAGAGAUGUACGAUCGCGCCGCUGAUGUGCCCAACAAUACCACUGAAGACUGUGAAAAUGCGAUGACUGGCGGGGACCCCUUUUAUGACCGCUUCCCCUGGUUCCGCCUGGUCGGCAGAAACCCCAUUUUCAACACAUGCAUGAGCGAGCGCAUGAGUGAUCCCACCCCGUCUCCGACCCUCUCCAACUCUGAAAUUACUGAGCUGGCUGACCCGCAGCACGAGGGUCGAGGGGAGGAGGAGGAGUUGGAGGAGUUGGAGGACCUGGACGAUGAUAUCUUUUUGGACGACCCGUGCUUGGAGCUCGGGGGAGAGGAUGAUGAUGAUGAUGAUGAUGAUGAUGAUGAUGAUGAUGAUGAGGGAGAGUUCUGCCGAGGCUCCAGCGAAGGCCAGGAUCCCUUUUACGACCGCUCACCAUUAUUCAGUGUAGUGGGAAGGGCUUUUGUUUAUCUGAGUAACCUGCUGUACCCAGUUCCUCUCGUCCACCGCGUGGCCAUCGUCAGCGAGAAGGGAGAAGUGAAGGGCUUCCUCCGAGUGGCGGUGCAGGCCAUAUCAGGUGCUUUGUGUUUCCCUCCAGCUGAUGAGGAAGCUCCCGACUACGGCUCAGGAGUGAGGCAGUCCGGCACUGCCAAAAUCUCAUUUGAGGAUCAGCAAUAUGAAAAGUUUCAGUCAGAGACCUGCUCUGUCGGACUGUCCCGUACUGGGAUAUCCCAGGAGGAGCUUCGUAUUGUGGAAGGUGAAGGGCAGAACGCAGAAAUGGUACCGUCAGCUGAUGAGGUCAACAACAACACAUGUGCGGCUGGUGCAGAUGAGGUGGAGGCUCCGCUGAAGGCCAGUCUGGACGCUCCACUUGACGCGCUUGAGCACCUGAGGAUCGGUAACGUCUUUACCUUCAGGGUCACCGUCCUGCAAGCCUCCAGCAUCUCUGCAGAAUACGCCGACAUCUUCUGCCAGUUCAAUUUCAUCCACCGCCAUGAUGAGGCCUUCUCCACUGAGCCCCUUAAAAACACGGGGCGUGGCCCCCCUCUAGGCUUCUACCAUGUGCAGAAUAUUGCCGUUGAAGUUACUAAAUCCUUCGUCGACUACAUCAAGACUCAGCCAAUUGUGUUUGAGGUUUUUGGACACUACCAGAAACAGCCUUUCCUUCCUCUCUGUAAAGACGUCAUCAGUCCGCUGCGUCCCUGCAGAAGACAGUUCCCUCGAGUGAUGCCUCUGUCCAAACCAGUACCUGCCACUAAGCUGACAGCCAUGACCCGCCCACAGGCAGGACCCUGCCACAGCAAAUAUGAUCUCAUGGUAUUCUUUGAGAUCUGCGAGCUGGAGGCCAAUGGAGACUACAUCCCUGCAGUGGUGGACCACAGAGGGGGAAUGCCUUGUCAUGGCACAUUCCUACUGCACCAGGGCCUCCAGAGGAGAGUCACUGUUACCAUCGUGCAUGAGUCAGGAGGUGACAUUGAGUGGAAGGACAUCCGAGAGCUUGUUGUGGGACGUCUUCGCAACACCCCUGAAGCUGACGAGACCAUCAUCGACCCCAAUAUUCUCUCCCUCAACAUCUUGUCUGCUGGGUAUGUGAGGCCCCUGCAAGACGACCGACAGUUUCUUGAUUCGGACAUGCCUAGCAUUUCCUUGGAACUUGACCAUAGGACUUUCUACCGCUUCGAGGCAGCUUGGGAUAGCUCCAUGCACAACUCCCUGCUGCUAAACCGAGUCACUCCAUAUGGGGAGAAGAUCUACAUGACCCUCUCUGCCUACUUGGAGAUGGAGAACUGCACCCAGCCCGCAGUCAUAACCAAAGAUAUCUGCAUGGUGUUUUAUUCACGAGACGCAAAGCUUUCGGCCUCCCGCUCAAUCCGAAACCUUUUUGGUACGGGAAGCCUGAGAGCGGCAGAUGGAAACCGUGUAACUGGAGUUUACGAGGUCAGCCUGUGUAACUUGGCAGAUGCAGGAAGCCCAGGUAUGCAGAGGAGACGCAGGCGGGUGCUGGACACCUCAGUGGCCUACGUCCGUGGAGAGGAGAACCUGGCUGGAUGGAGGCCCCGGAGUGACAGCCUCAUUCUGGACCACCAGUGGGAGUUAGAGAAACUUAGCCUUCUUCAAGAUGUGGAGAAGACCAAACAUUACCUCCUGCUGAGGGAGAAACUGGAGUCUACCUUGCUCAUGGGCCAGGAGUCCCUGCUGUCCUGCGUCUCUGAGGAGAUGAACGAGUCUCCACAGCCCCCCGAGGUCGACCAGGAGGUCUGCUACAGUACAGAAAUCACCACUGAGAGGCAGAGGGAGCUCGCUGCCAAGUGUUUGCGGCUGCUCACUCACUCCUUCAACCGGGAAUACAGCCACGUGUGCGUCAGCGCUAGUGAAAGCAAGAUCUCAGAAAUGUCUGUUACAACGCUAAGAGAUUCGGCUUCGAUCUCUGCUCUCAACACAAUCACACCCUCAUCGACGUGCCCUUCGCUGGUUGAGGGUUGCUAUAGCAACGCUGAACUCAGACCUCCUACGCCUCGCUCUCGUGCUGUCAGCCCCGGUCCUGACGCACCGCAGGACGCAGAGGCCAAGAAAUCCGUCAGUGGAGCCUCCGACACCAAACCUCGGAUCCGCAGAUUUGUCCCUGAUAUCCAGGAAAUUAGAGUCAGCCCCAUUGUGUCAAAGAAAGGGUACAUACAUUUCCUGGAGCCACACACCAACGGAUGGGUGAAGCGCUACGUUGUCGUGCGACGGCCGUACGUCUACAUCUACAACACAGAGAGAGACACUGUGGAGCGGGCCAUCCUCAACCUCUCCUCUGCCCAGGUGGAGUACAGUGAGGACCAGCAGGCAAUGCUGAAGACCCCGAACACAUUCGCCGUGUGUACAGAACAUCGUGGCAUAUUGCUUCAAGCCACUAAUGACAAAGAGAUGCAUGAUUGGCUGUAUGCGUUUAAUCCCCUCCUCGCUGGAACUAUCAGGUCAAAGCUGUCAAGAAGACGAGCCGGACAGAUGAGGAUGUGACCCAAUUAAAUGAGAGAAAGAUAAACGCAAAGACUGAGAUGUACAUAGAUCCUUGUCCUUUAUCCUCCCCUUGUGCUGAGCCCCACGACCCUCCCGCCACAGUCACCAACAACCAUCUCUCCCCCUGUGCGUUCUCAGUUUAUCACUCGUGUCCUCAGCACCUAAAGCGCCCAUCUCGUGUCAGGCCUUUGCUGCGGUGUGAGUCUCGUAGUCUGAAGAACCUCUUCAAAAUGCUGUCUCUGUACUGUACUGGAGUUUAUUCAUAGCUGGACGGAAUGAAGAAAAAUGGAGGAAGUAGCAACAGUUUCUUAUCUCAGAUUACAUACGUAUGGUAAUGUACUGUAGUUGUUGUCAGUGACACAUCAAGCCUUAUACAUUUAUUCCGUGGGGGAAAAAAAAAAAAAAAGGAAAAAAGCAGUGACAUUUAUUUUUACCUAAAAAGCUGCCAUGUCAGUGAGGAUCUCAUUGCUACAUUUGCAUCAGUAAAUAGACAAACGUGCAGAUUGUUCUCUACUCUACUCUACGACUAUAUACACAGUGUCGAAACUGGUUUGCAUACAAACGUACUGCUAAAAAAAAAGAAAAACACACGCUACAUGAAAAAAAAAAAUCGACAGUUGAGCUUAAGAAUAAUCCUCUUUUCUUUGUGGUUCAUGAAUCUUGACUUUGAGCAAUCUGCCUCCUAUUCCUGAAAAACGUCUUCGAAACUUUUAGCGCACACAGCCCGGCAAAGGAAUGGCGUAUCAUCCUAGACUUCAUGUUCUUGUGGCAAUUUUUGAAUCAGUUCAUGUCGUUUUUAGCUACUCGUAGGAGCACCGAGGGUAUCUACAUUCACACGGCGAGUUAUCGAGUUAUCAUCACCAUUAAUCCUCUCGAUUUAAUCUCAUUCGCGACCUGAAUUUUUCAUUUCGUUUAAAAUGUGAUAUAUUUAGAUAUUUAACAGCUUUAUUAUUUAUUUCUGCAUGUAUUUAUUUACAAAGACAUUUAUAUUUCUAAAGUAGUAGUACCGUGCAAUUUCUGCACACUGCACUUUUUAAUAUGAGUUCCUUAAAUGUUUGAAUAAUACAACCUUGUCCCCUUGUAGGUAAAUUAUAAUGACUUUAUGAUUGGCCACUUUCUUUGUGCUGAAGAUUACUUGAAUAACACUAUCCCCUCUUAAGAUUAGGAUAGUCCCAGCUGACCUUUGACCCCCCCCCCCCCCACCCCAACUAACAUACAUCUGAAAAGGUCAGUAUCUUUAGGUAGAGAAUAUUAAAGGUGGUCUGUCCAUCCUCAGCUGCACAAAGCUACCUGUUCAAUGAUCAAAAAGUAUAAACUGUUCCUCAAGAGUACGGAAUAAGAAGCUGGUUUUCUGAAUGAAAUGUAUAUUGAUUAAAUGUAGUGCCUCUCUUUUCAAUCAUACUGUACAGUAUGCCUCUGCACCAGUUGCUUUGAAACUACAUCCUUUCAUGCUGCUAUAAUACUGUCCUGGAAGUGUCUGCAGAUCAUAUCACAUCACUUUUUUUCAUCUUUUGUCAUCAUGAUUGUCACGUUCAUCUUCAAGCAAAAAAACAAAACAAAAAACAACAAGGUCUCAUUUAUAUGUCAUGUUCUGUCGUGUAGAACAGAAUAUUCAUAAAACGGAGAAUACUUCAUGUUUAUACCUUUAAACAAAACCUGCUUCGUUAUAUUUCGGGAAUGUUAGAAAGCAUAUCACUGCAACUGUUAAGCAGUCAGGCUUAAAUAUAGACUGUACCGUUUCUUAUCCCUUCAUCUGAUCUUUGAUGAACGUGAAUUUUCUGCAGCAUUUCAUUGAUAAUGACUGCGAAUCAAAAACUUUGCCAGUUUGUGAAGUUGUGUUGAGGUUUGAUUGGUGAGCGUGCCUCAGGUCAGCCAGCCUACAGAGCUCGCUCAACGACAGAAAUCACAUUUUACCAAAAAACAAAAAACCAUCUCAAAAAACUUAAACUGUGACAUAAAAAAAAAAUAAUUAAAGAAUAUAAUUUUUUUCUCUAUGUAUUGGCACCGUAGGUUUAACAAUGAAUUGCUGUUUAGAUAAUUCACACAGUAUCUUACUCUACUAUAUGCAUAUAACCUGGGAUCAAAAAAAGUAUUCUCUGUGUUGUGGACAUAUUUUGGAACCAUUUUACAGUUUACAUGUUUGAACAACCGUCAGUAGUUGUUUUAAAUCAGUCAAAUGUCUGUUCAUAUCUUAAGUCGGGUGAUCAAUGAUUGUCGGCAGAGACUGCAGUUGUAUUUUAUCCAGCUAUAGCACCGUCAUCGAGGGAGCACCUGCUGUACUGUACGUUACACUGUCUCAAGCACUCAUUUCUGUCUCAUUCCCUUUAAAACCCAGUUUUGAAAUGUGAGCCCGGGAAUAACUCCAGUCUGAUCUCUUACGUUGAGAUUGUCGCUCCUGUUUUCUGUGGGUCACAUUUGAACCAACCAAAGUUCUGUUGGUGCGGUCACAGGAAAAAAAAAAAAAAAAAGAAAGAAAGAAGAAAAAAAAAUCACACUGAAUGUACUUUGAUGUUUGAAAAUACUUAUUCUGCAGGAGUGGUUGUGUUGACUUGUCCUCUGGUUUUCACAGUCGGGUUCCUUAUUGAUUGUAGGUACCAUCAGGGAACCAAACGCAGGUUGUGGGAUAUACAGUAGCUGUAAUAAUCUGUCCACAGACGUGUGGGGGGAAGAAGGUUGGUUCAUCGUGGCCCUGUUAGGCAUCGCAUCUCGCACAGAGUAAUGCUGUAGGUUACCUUACUGUCACAUACUCACUCUUCUUGCACCAUCAUGCUCUUGACAGCCUUCACAAAAAUGUACUUUUUCUAAUCUCUCCUCUGCCCUUCGAAGGAAUAUCAUUUACAUUUCUGUGCUACCACAUCUAAUCUCUCUCUCUCUCUCUCUCUCUCUGUUUUGUUUUGUUUUGCACUAUCAAAUUGCACCGGUACAUUGAAUUUAAUUUUUUUUUUCUUCUUCAAAUUAUUUUUUUUUGUUGUUUUUUUUUGCAUUGUAUAUAAACAUGAUUGCUGUGAACAGUGUAUUAUAAAGUUGCACCCAUUUUGCGAAAAAAACUUAAAUGGGCAGUAGUUCAGUCAGUGUCUCUGAGUGUUGGAAGUUUAGCGUCAAAUGUUUGUGUACACUAAACACAUUGUCAUAUAUUAAAUAAACAUGGAAAUUAUGCAACACAAA